UCUCACAACAUAAAUAUGCCCUCGAUAUCAUUCAGAGAGCUGGUAUGUCUUAAACCAGAGGAAAUAGUGGGGAUUGCUGGUAAACUAUCUGAUGCUGAAUCCAUGAUGGCGCUGAAAGAUUUCUUAAACAAAAUGGGGUCAAAUAAUGUGUGGUGUGAAGGAAAUGGACCUAGCCCAAAUGCUGAUCUUCGAUCUGGAUAUAUUAUGAACUGUGGCAUUAGUGGUCUUGAGAAUGCAGAUGUUUUCCUCUUGGUUGGCACCCAGCCAAGGGUAGAAGCUGCCAUGGUUAAUGCCAGAAUCCGCAAGACAGUUCGAGGAAGCAAUGCUAAGGUUGCUUAUGUUGGCCCUCCGACAGAAUUCAACUAUGAUUGUGAGCAUCUAGGCACUGGUCCUGAAACUCUUACUGAAAUUGCAGAGGGUCGCCACCCAUUUUGCUCAACACUUUCAAAUGCCAAAAACCCUGCCAUCGUUGUUGGUGCUGGACUCUUUGAGAGAUCAGACAAGGAUGCAAUUUUCUCUGCUGUUGAAACCAUUGCGAAAAAUGGAAAUGUUGUAAGACCUGAUUGGAAUGGUUUCAAUGUGUUGCUUCUCAAUGCUGCCCAAGCUGCAGCACUUGACCUUGGACUUGUGCCAGAAUCUAUCCAAAGUAUUGAGAGCGCCAAAUUUGUGUAUCUGAUGGGUGCUGAUGACGUGGAUUUGGAACAGCUUCCAAGUGAUGCCUUUGUUGUUUAUCAGGGGCACCAUGGGGACCGAGGCGUGUACCGUGCCAAUGUAAUUCUCCCAGCAUCAGCAUUCAGUGAGAAAGAAGGGAUAUGAAAACACAGAAGGGUGUGCGCAGCAGACUUUGCCUGCAGUUCCAACAGUUGGUGAUUCCAGGGAUGAUUGGAAGAUAAUUCGUGCUCUUUCUGAGGUAGC
Molecule: messenger RNA, 915 nt
Organism: Populus trichocarpa (black cottonwood)
Lineage: Eukaryota; Viridiplantae; Streptophyta; Magnoliopsida; Malpighiales; Salicaceae
Product: NADH dehydrogenase [ubiquinone] iron-sulfur protein 1, mitochondrial-like
Exons: 2
Coding region: 16-816 (266 amino acids)
Molecular function (GO): oxidoreductase activity
Source: RefSeq, a predicted model, not a curated record